Bathycoccus prasinos is the source of this 765-nucleotide messenger RNA. Its product is annotated as PpiC-type peptidyl-prolyl cis-trans isomerase. The record is from RefSeq and is a predicted model, not a curated record. Gene Ontology annotation, molecular function: peptidyl-prolyl cis-trans isomerase activity. NCBI's taxonomy places the organism in Eukaryota, Viridiplantae, Chlorophyta, Mamiellophyceae, Mamiellales, Bathycoccaceae. The coding region runs from base 1 to 765 and encodes 254 amino acids. The transcript has a single exon.
AUGUCAACUUCAUCUGGUUUAGUAUUACUCUCCUCGCACACCCAAACGACGACGACGAGCGCGCAAAAGCAGCGAAAGAAGAUCAUCAGUAGCAUCUUUAAGGCGAAGAAGAAUACGAACAACCACGCGUGGAGACGACGAGUUGGCCCCGUCUUUGCAUUCGCGAAAGAAUCAUCUGUAGAAGUUGAGUACGCACCAGCCUCAUCAUCAACGUCAACUUCCUCCUCGUUCUCCUCCUCGUCGUUGAAAAAUGCCGGUGUGAAAAUCGGUUCAUUAGCGGCGUCGUUCAUUACGUGCUUGGACGCGCACGCGGCAACUGCGCAGAGUAGUAACCCAGAAAUGAUCGCUGAAGUUGCCGAAGCGGCGAGCGCGUUGGCGACGUAUUCUGUUAUUGGACUGACUGUGGCAGCUAUCGGCGUCUCCCUCUUCAAAUCUUUUGGCUCGUUCGUAUUACCCGGACCCAGAGCCUCUGCCUCGCAUAUUUUAGUCGCGGAUGAGUCCUUAGCGGUCUCGUUGAAAGAGCGUUUGUUGGAAGGGCCUCAAAGCACGUUACUGGACCGGUUCGCGAAAGAGGCGUCCGCGUACUCCACGUGCCCUUCAAAAUCUAAAGGCGGGGAUCUCGGGGAGUUUAAGCCCGGUCAAAUGGUUAAAGAAUUCGAUACGGUGGUGUUUGAAGCGCCUUUGAUGGAAUUGCAAGGUCCGGUGAAGACGCAAUUUGGCUAUCACUUGAUUUUAGUCACCGACCGAAACGAACCGUCGGCGUAA